CUCUCUAAAUCUAAAAUUAAUUAAAUUAUGAAUACACAAUAAUAGUCAACCUGACUAUUAACUUCAUAAGUUACAAUAAAUAUUUAACAAACCUUUUUCCUUUUGUUUUGCAGGAUAUUUUUCACUCCAGAUAUAGUUGCUUCACAGCUGAGUGGUAAGAUUGUGUUCAAGCGCACAUGGAGGAACUGUUUCCACAUCUCAUCUGAGCUCAGGACUUCAUAUUUUGUUUCCUCAAACUUGUCAUGGACCAGAAAAUCACAAUGGCAAAACCUAAAGGCGAGAGGAAAGGCAAAUCUGCCAUCAACGAAGUUGUAACUCGUGAAUACACGGUUAACUUACACAAACGGCUUCAUGGAGUAGGUUUCAAGAAACGCGCUCCUCGUGCCAUCAAGGAGAUCCGUAAAUUCGCCGAGAAACAAAUGGGAACUCCCGAUGUUCGUGUGGACACUCGCCUAAACAAAUUCCUCUGGUCUAAGGGAGUCAGAAAUGUCCCCUUCCGUGUCCGUGUGAGGCUGUCUCGCAGACGUAACGAUGAUGAGGACUCUGCACACAAACUGUUCACACUCGUCACCUACGUACCCGUAGCCUCAAUCAAGGGCUUGCAGACAGAAAAUGUUGACGCUAGCCAAGAAUAAACACUAAGUUUAAGCUACUACUGAAUUUUCUUUACAAAUCCCGAAUAUAAUUCAUUAA
Molecule: messenger RNA, 693 nt
Organism: Spodoptera littoralis (African cotton leafworm)
Lineage: Eukaryota; Metazoa; Arthropoda; Insecta; Lepidoptera; Noctuidae
Source: the annotation of a GenBank genome assembly